Messenger RNA from Haliotis rufescens (red abalone), 2903 nucleotides. RefSeq lists its product as uncharacterized. Gene Ontology annotation, cellular component: nucleus. Gene Ontology annotation, molecular function: DNA-binding transcription factor activity, RNA polymerase II-specific; RNA polymerase II cis-regulatory region sequence-specific DNA binding. Lineage: Eukaryota; Metazoa; Mollusca; Gastropoda; Lepetellida; Haliotidae. Gene Ontology annotation, biological process: regulation of transcription by RNA polymerase II. The transcript is spliced from 4 exons. The coding region runs from base 534 to 1751 and encodes 405 amino acids. The record is from RefSeq and is a predicted model, not a curated record.
UUUAAAUACACGUAGUGUAUUCGCAACACCCGGAAGUCAUGUGGCGAUCACAAUACCCGUCCGUCAUUCAGAUCACGCGGCGUGAACGAUUACACCACCACGAGCAACCGCGAAUGUUCCCGAAUGUCGACGAUGGCAGUUUGCACGAGACACGCUCGACCGAGCAGCACGAAUCACGUCGCCUACCCACUUGCGUCACGGGCUACAGUAAAAGAUUCGUAAUUACUCUCGCAACAUUUAUCGAUUUCACUGUAACGUGCAUUCCUGAGGAGUAUUCCAUAACGCGGAGAUCGAUUUCUCAUUAUUGAUCCCGCGUCAGUGAUAGACCAUAAAAGGCUAUCUCUCCGUGAAACUGAUUGCAUCAGACCCGCCAAAUAGACGGGGGCUGCCUUAAUUGCGUUGUAGGGAUUCCAAAGUCGUAAUUCAGUUUGGUAUUAACUAUACCAGUCUAUAUGGCGUCUCCGGUGGUACACGACGUUGUGUUUUAACUGAAUAUUUGGAUUAAUACAACUGAUAAUAUAGGAUGAAGCAUCAUGUCGCGAGAGGGCAAAUCAGACAGCGUGAUGAGAAAACCCGACCUGGGCCCUUGUCACUCAAGUUUGCGGUCUACCCAUUCAACCCCAUCCCCCGUGAGCAACAUGGGCGGGCCGAGCCCGGAGGCGUUGUCGCCUUAUUCAGCCCCACCUCCCCUCAGCAAUAUGGACGGGCCCAGCUUCGAGGCGGGGUCACCUCUGAUGGAGAACCAACAGCGUGUGCCCCGGUCCUCUCACGUGAUCAGUGCGGUCCGGCGCAAGGUCAUCAACGACAGGAUUGCCCGCGGGGCGGAGGAGAUCAAAGUAGAAUUCAACACGCCCGUGAAACAUGAGCUGACGGAGGAAGAGAAGGAGAAGAAGGCCCGGAGGAGGAAACAGAACAGGGAGGCUGCACACAGAUGUCGCCUUAAAAAGAAACGAAGUCAAUGUGGGACGAAUGAGGAACUAGGUGAUUUGAGGAAAACCAACUCCGAUCUUCAGGCAGAGGUAGAGCUACUCAGGCAGGAGGUCGAGAAUCUCAAGAGAAUUGAGCGAGAACACAGGAUGUCUGGUCAGUGCCUCCGGUAUCCUCAAGGCCAGCCGUGUGCCCCUCGGCCAGGCAUCCACCCUCACACUGACCAUCACACUGACCACUGUCCACCUGGUAAUGUCUCUGACCACCAUGACGACACCUGGUGUCCAGGACUCCCUCGCCAGUACCCCACGGUCCAGGUUCCUGGUGACGCCUACAGCCCAGUAAGUGACGUCAGCGGUGGUAGUCCCUGCCCUGACCACCAGGUGCCCCACAUGAUGGACAACCAGUGGAUGACCACGUCCAGGAACCUGGAAUCCUUCUUUCAAGGAACCCAAGCAAACAUGGACGUGCCUCCAUUCCCGGGAGUGAAGACUGAAGGAUGUGACACUCGUCCCAGCUGCCAAACAGACCACGGUGUCCAGAUCUCAAACAGACACCACGCAGACAGAGCCAUGAAUGGAAGGAUCUUGCGGAAUGAUGCUUGGCUUAAUGUCGGUGAUGAUGUUAACAGAAUCACUCCAGAUAUUCCCCACGACAAUAACACCUUUUACGCAACAUCCCAUACUAAUGACGUCAUGAAACCAGAAGCGGAAGAUAGGCCUUUAGGGGAAAUUGGUAUUCCCUCCCUGGACAAUAUUUCAGUGGACCAGUUGAUUCCUGCAAAUAUUGACCUCUCAAGGUACUUACCGACACAGCGCAAUUGACCACUUGUCGUAUACAUUGCAGGAAAGUGAUUUCUGAAGUCCAGGCCCUGUGCCAGAACUGAUAGCACAAUCAGUAACAGAAGAUUGCUCAGUUUGGAAACAAGGAUGACGAACAUGCCGGUCGUGUAAAUAGCUUCACGGUGUACCAUAAGAAUAUAUGCAUUUUGUAGAAUUAAGGCGUACUGCGGUCCACACACAGCUUAUUCCCCCGAGAAAAAUAACCUUUGCAUACGUCCAAUUACUGAAGAUACCCCACUGUGUUCAAGCAUAUAAACUGCCGGGCAAAAUUAAGUAACACCCAUGUUUGACGGUGUCUGAAAGUGAAACAAACAAAAGAUGGCUGUUCGAUGGCGAUGCAGAGUAUUUAUUCCAGGUAUCUUUGUUGUGUUUCGGGCCUUAAGUUUGCAGUGUUUCGGCGACUGUUUUCAAUUUGGUAAAGAUUUAAUAAUGUUUGUAGUUUUAGGUCAAUUCCAAUUUUCAGGUGUAUACUUUCUUCUGCCCGGUAGUGUAUAUGAUAUGUGUGUCAGGUUGGAGUGAUAACAUGAGUUAUCAGAUUCUCGAGUGCCACUAGCUCCGGUUGCUGAUAACAUACUUUUUUACGUGGAAUGCUGUUCAAAGCGGCGUUAAACACAACUCACUCACUCAGUUCUGACGUUGCGAUUAUUCUACAUAUGAUGUGUAAUAUCUCACCGGGACAUAACUCCGGUUACUGUCUGUGCAUCAGUUAAAUCAUAUACGGUAUUUUGUUUCCAUCGAUGUUUAAUAGUGCCCCUUGUUCCACUUGCUGACGUCAUUCAGUAGUUAUAUACAACGAGCUCCCUAGUUUGUUUAAUUCAUUGCGUUGAUGUUGUCGCUUAUGAGGACACUAUUGGUGGAACAUUUACACAAUAAUUGUUGAAAUAGAGAUUAUGUUUGUUGAUGUAUUUAUUCAUUAUGUGACCUCCCCUUGGCGGGAGUCAUGCUAAGAGCGUUGGCUGUUGGCGAAAGUGAUCUCCGUUUGUGGUAUAUUUAUGAACAUUUAUUGGGCGGAUGCAGCUACGCACGAUGUCAAAUAUCAACUUACCUUUUAUCAUUGAAAUAGACGACAUGAUAAAAAAAACCAUAUGCAUAGAGUGAGAUAUGUUGUUGACACAGUGCACCACUGUGGGGCGG